AUGUCGUGGAGACGUACCCCGAUCACUUCCCAUAUUCGAACAUGGACGACCCUCGCAGCUAAUGAACGAGCGAAUCGUGCCAUUCUAUUCCCAGGCCAAGGAUCCCAGUUUGUAGGCAUGGGAAAGGAUCUUUAUGAAAUGUAUCCUCGUUCAGCCAAGUUGGUAUUCGAUGAAGCAGACGAAGCUGUGGGAGGUGGAUUGAAAUCAUUGACAUUUGAAGGAGACCAGGGAAAACUCAAACUCACCGAGAAUGCACAACCCGCUAUUUUGACGACUUCGAUUGCUAUGCUCAAAGUGCUGGAGAUCGACUUUGGUCUUGAUAUCGCAAAGCAUUGUCAAUAUGCAUUGGGCCAUUCGCUAGGAGAGUACACUGCUCUUGUCGCUACGGGUGCACUUGGUUUGGCGGAUGGUGUUCGUUUGGUGCGUUUACGUGGCAAAGAGAUGCAGCAAGCUGUAGCCGAUCGUUGUGGUCAAACAGCCAUGUCAGCCUUGGUGGUACGCAAAGCAAAGCUUUCAGAUUUGGAAAAGGCCAUCCGAGAAAUCAAUGCUGAACUCCCCAGUGGUGAGCUUGUUCAAUUGGCAAAUGUUAACAGUUCGGCACAAGUGGUUAUCAGUGGAACGAGCAAAGGGGUUGAUGAGGCAUCAAGGAUUCUUCAAACCAAACGCCUUGCAGCAAGAGCUGUUGAUUUGCCUGUCUCAGCACCAUUUCAUUGUUCAUUGGUGCAAGAUGCAGCCGAUGCUAUGCAAGAGGCAUUUACCAAGAUCCCCUUUAAAGAGCCAUGCAUAAACGUCAUUUCCAAUGUAACAGCAAGACCGUAUGACAGUGUGGAUGAGAUUGCUCCCUUACUCGUCAAACAAGUGACAUCGACUGUUGAAUGGCAUAGGAGCAUUGAAUAUUGCAAGGAUCAAAAUGUCAAUGAGUUUAUUUGCUUUGGCCCAGGAAAGGUGUUGGCUAAUUUACUGAAAAAGGAGCAUCCAUUGGAUAAGAUAAGAGCAAUUACCAGUGCAGACGACAUCCUCCAUCAUGCAAAAGAGUUUCAACAGAGAUAUUGA
Lichtheimia ornata is the source of this 1053-nucleotide messenger RNA. RefSeq names its product malonyl CoA-acyl carrier protein transacylase. The transcript is spliced from 8 exons. Lineage: Eukaryota; Fungi; Mucoromycota; Mucoromycetes; Mucorales; Lichtheimiaceae. Bases 1 to 1053 code for a protein of 350 amino acids. The record is from RefSeq and is a predicted model, not a curated record. Gene Ontology annotation, cellular component: mitochondrion. Gene Ontology annotation, biological process: fatty acid biosynthetic process. Gene Ontology annotation, molecular function: [acyl-carrier-protein] S-malonyltransferase activity.